Messenger RNA from Callorhinus ursinus (northern fur seal), 2777 nucleotides. RefSeq names its product ribosomal L1 domain containing 1 (gene RSL1D1). NCBI's taxonomy places the organism in Eukaryota, Metazoa, Chordata, Mammalia, Carnivora, Otariidae. The record is from RefSeq and is a predicted model, not a curated record.
GCGAGAGCCCGGUCCCGCCCCCCAACUUCCGGCUACGGGCCUGAGCUCGCGCGUGCGCACGCGGGGCCAGCCCUGGGUACCGCGCGCCCGUCUGCACGAGGUGAGAGCGAAAUGGAGGGUUCGGCUUCCAAGCCACUCUCGCCCUCGGCCGCAGCCUCGGCCUCCGCUCCAGCGACCCCGGCCUCCGUGGAGCAGCUGGACAAAGGACAGAUUAGAAAGGCGGUGGAAGCUCUCUUGGCACAUUCCAAGUCCAGGAAAAACGCCAAUGGAUUGCUUUUGAAUGAGAAUGAAAAUUUCUUUUUAAUGGUGGUAUUGUGGAAGAUUCCAAGUAAAGAACUGAGGGUCAGAUUGUCCUUGCCUCAUGGUAUUCGAUCAGAUUUAACAGAUAUUUGUUUACUUACCAAGGAUGAACCCAAUUUAACUCCUGAAAAGACAGAACGGUUUUACAAGAAGCUUUUGAAUAAGCAUGGAAUUAAAACCAUAUCUCAGAUUAUCCCCCUCCGAACUUUAAAAAAGGAGUAUAAGGCCUAUGAAGCCAAGCUCCGCCUCCUGGGCAGUUUUGACAUCUUUCUCACUGAUGCAAGAAUCAGGCGGCUCUUGCCAUCCCACCUAGGGAGACAUUUCUAUCACAGAAAGAAAGUUCCAGUGCCUGUGAACCUUCUAGCCAAGAAUUUAUCCAGGGAGAUCAAUGAAUGCAUAGGUGGAACGGUCUUAAACAUCUCUAAAAGUGGUUCCUGCAGUACUAUCCGCGUUGGCCACACUGGAAUGGAGGUUGAACACGUCAUUGAUAACAUCAUCGCCGUCACGAAGGGGCUCUCCCAAAAGUUGCCAGAGAAGUGGGAGAGCGUGAAACUCCUGUAUGUGAAAACCGAGAGGUCCGCUUCCCUGCCCAUCUUUUCCUCGUUUGUCAGCUGUCAGGAUGAAGCCAAGGGAUUAUGCACCCCCAGUCAGAAGAAAAAGGAAGCAAAGAAAAAACAAAAACAAAAAGAGUAUCGUGAAAAACAAAAAGAGAAGAAGAAAAACAAAAGGCUUAUGAAACAGGCUCAAAAAGCUCCGUCGGCCCCGGAGAAGGAGGACGUGGGCCCCAAAACUGGUGGUACCGCGGCAGCCAACCCUACCCCCAGGAAGGAGGAGCCAGGAGCGCUCGAGAAGAAAGAGGGCAGUAGAGUGAAAGCUCGGUCUAAAGUGCAGGAGGAAUCCGAAGACGAGAUCCCUCUGCUGGUGCCUAUAGGGAAGACGCCAGCGAAAGGAAACACAGAGGUGCAAAAACACGCCACAGGAAAGAAGUCUCCAAAAAAGAGUCCUGCUCCCAGAACACCCCGUGGGAAGAAGAGAAAGGCCUUUCCGAGUUUGGAGACCCCGAAGGCUGCAGAGCCCAAGACCCCAAGCAAUGGCCUGGGGAAGAAGCCAAGAAUCAAAGAAGAGGCAGAGAAAGAAAAAAACUCUUCACUGGGGAAAAAAGACCCAAGACAGAUGACCAAAAAGCCAGGGGCCAAGUUCUUCACUACCGCUAGUAAAUCUGCGAAAAAAGCUCCCCGCACCCCCAAACAGUGGCUCAAAAAGCCCAAAGUACCCCAGUCGACCUAAAAAUAGAGACUCAAGCAGAAGGAAACAUCUACACUCCCCACAGAGCUUUUUAAAAAUGCCGGGGUCCUGACCCCCACGCCGUGCAUCCUUCUCCCGGGGUGAGGCCCAGACUUACCUAUUUUUUAAAACCUCCGCAAGUAAUCCUGACAUAUGUUUGUGUGUGUGCGAACCAGUAGUUCUGAAGUAAAUCCAUUUUUUAAGUUGCUCUUCUGGCAUUUGCUAAUAGGACGGGGAAAAUACAGUGCUCCUCGGUGGUGGUUUAUUAUUAAAGUGUACCAUUUGCUUCUGAGCAAACCAGCGGCCUUCCCUGUCUUGCUGGUUUUACUUGAAUCCCUCCGAUGUGACCCUCUCUGCCGUCUGUUUUCCACCCUCUGUUCACCUAGGCUCCAUACACGAGUUUGUGCAAGCCCUCCCAAAGCUUGUCCGCAUUACCGGGAUGGGCUCGCUGCCAGACACUCGGCUGUGGAACGUAGGGGAAAGUCUUGGUGGGUUUUGGGAAGGGCCCUUGAGAUCGAGAUAAUUAUCUCCGGUGGCAGUCCGCCACGGCUGUGGGUCAUUGAGUCAGCGUGCCUUCGGUAAGGUUAGUUACCAGGGAGCUGUUGACAGGCACUGAGUUGAGUCCUGCCUGCUAGAGGCAAGAAGUAGUCCCGUCUUCCUCCAGAGCCCUCCUCAGCCUGUGUGCAUUUACUCAGUGUGGACUGUGUACAUUUGGGAUGACCGUCAGAUAUACUCUGAAGCAGUAAACGACUCCGCCUCUCCCUAGGUUGGAAUGGGGGUCCGCAUCCCUGGCGGUGAGCGAUGGACACACUGUCCUAGUGACCAGUGAAGUGUGCUUUCCAAGAUGACAUGGUUCGGAAACAAGUCGGGCCUCAGGUGGUCCGCCUUCAAGUCCGAGGAGCCAAAGCUUUUGCUUUUUGGAUUGUAAUGUUUUUAAAUCACGAGAGCCUCUAAAAUACUCAAGUGUGCGUUUAAUGUCGAGGAUGAGCAUAACCGUGUUUCCCACAGAAAUGAGGUGCUGUGGGGACGUGGCCAGACUGGCUUCAGAGAUGGAGAUUUAAGUGCUGUUUUGCAGAGGCAAACUUGUGGACAUAAUCAUGCUAGUGCUCUCUCUACGGGGUGGGGGGGGUAGCUGUGUAUCAUGUUUUCAUCCCAGCCUCUAGCCAAAUAAAGAUUUUGCAACACCCAAGUGA